Messenger RNA from Epithele typhae, 1155 nucleotides. Its product is annotated as mitogen-activated protein kinase. The record is from RefSeq and is a predicted model, not a curated record. Gene Ontology annotation, biological process: intracellular signal transduction; protein phosphorylation. Lineage: Eukaryota; Fungi; Basidiomycota; Agaricomycetes; Polyporales; Epitheliaceae. The coding region runs from base 1 to 1155 and encodes 384 amino acids. The transcript has 8 exons. Gene Ontology annotation, molecular function: ATP binding; MAP kinase activity. Gene Ontology annotation, cellular component: nucleus; cytoplasm.
AUGCCCGAGCAAGCUGCCCAGCCUGCCGCCGCCGCAAAGUCCAAACACUCCCACGCCGCGUCCACCGCUCAGCCCGCCCCUCGGAAAGUCCGCUUCAACGUUGGCACCCAGUACCAGGUGCUGGAUGUCGUUGGUGAGGGCGCAUAUGGCAUCGUCUGCUCUGCCAUCCACCGCCCCUCCGGGCGCAAGGUCGCCAUCAAAAAGAUCGCGCCCUUCGACCACUCCAUGUUCUGCCUCCGCACCCUCCGCGAGCUCAAACUCCUAAAGUUCCUCUCCGAAGCCGGCGUGAGCGAGAACAUUAUCUCAAUAUUGGACAUCAUCAAGCCCCCAUCCAUCGACCAGUUCAAGGAAGUUUACUUGAUCCAAGAACUGAUGGAGACGGACAUGCACCGGGUCAUCCGCACGCAGGACCUUUCCGACGACCACGCGCAGUACUUCAUCUAUCAGACUCUCCGCGCGCUCAAGGCCCUGCAUUCUGCCGAUGUCAUCCACCGCGACCUCAAGCCGUCAAAUUUACUUCUGAACGCGAACUGUGACCUCAAGGUCUGCGACUUCGGCCUGGCACGCUCCGUCAAGACUGCGGAGCCGAGCGGGACUGAGACAGGCUUCAUGACGGAGUAUGUUGCGACACGGUGGUACCGUGCGCCGGAGAUCAUGUUGACGUUCAAGCAGUACACGAAGGCGAUUGACGUAUGGUCGGUCGGCUGCAUCCUCGCGGAGAUGCUCUCUGGAAAGCCACUCUUCCCUGGGCGUGAUUACCAUCACCAGCUAACGCUUAUCCUCGAUGUGCUCGGCACGCCGACCCUGGACGAGUUCUAUGCGAUCACGACGCGCCGGUCCCGUGAUUACAUUCGCGCGUUGCCAUUCAGGAAGCGGAAGCCGUUCGCGCAGCUGUUCCCGAAUGCAAACCCGCUUGCGAUCGACUUCUUGACGAGGACAUUGACGUUCGACCCGAAGAAGCGAAUUACGGUCGAGGACGCGCUCGCGCAUCCCUACCUUGAGGCAUACCACGAUCCCGACGAUGAGCCAUGCGCACCACCAUUGGACCCCGAGUUCUUCGAGUUCGAUCUGCACAAGGACGAUAUCAGCCGAGAACAGCUCAAGGAGCUGCUCUACGAUGAGAUCAUGUCCUUCCGGCCGCCGCCCAUCUCAUGA